Messenger RNA from Porites lobata, 2515 nucleotides. The record is from the annotation of a GenBank genome assembly. Lineage: Eukaryota; Metazoa; Cnidaria; Anthozoa; Scleractinia; Poritidae.
AUGGAGUUAGGACAGGAGGAUGACGAAAAUUUUGGCUCAAGCCUGGCCGUUAUCAUGCAUGGCAACGUGGCUGCUCAAGUCAUUGAAAACCGUGGCACCGAACACGACUCUACUCGACUCGUGCCUGAUGUGAGCAACAGAAAUCCUUCCAAUCUAAACUCUUUCUUAGAGAAGGUAUGCCUUUGUAUCGGAGCCCUGUGCUUGUUCAUAUUAUAAAGAUGUAGCCUGGGAAUAAGUUAGCCUGAUGUCUGGCCAGCUGAGGGUGAUUUUGGGUCGAAAAACUUCGAGUUCGGGUUUAGGAAAAAUACCAAUACUAAUAUCUCACCGCAAAUUUGCACUAACGCGAUGAUUUUUGACCCAGAGAGGCAUCCUGUUCUAUCCAAAGAACUACCAAAUCCGGUAAUUUCUAAGAUUCUAAGAUAUGUAACGUCAUACUUCUUUACUCCAUUGAUGCCCUCAUGUGGACUGCCGAAUGACACAGAUUUGCAUAGGUUUACGAACUAGUCUAAUCCUUGAACUCGUCUGAACACAACCAAAACCAAACUAGCUGGUUUUUUGCUGGAAAAAUUCGCCUUGACUCAUGCGGUCAUUGCCUUUGUUCGAUUAACUGUGACAUUUAGACUAGAGCAAAGCGGAAGUUUUGAAAUUGGACUCCAGACUUGACACAGUCUAAACACCUUCCUGUAGUUAAGAAUUUAUUUUUAAGUAGCUGUAUAUGAAAUGGAGAAAUACUCUGAAAGCCGUUGUUUAUAUUUAAUGGUCAUUAAUGCUCUACUUUUCUGUAAGCUCCUGAGAAGUGGGUAGACAGGGUUGUUAAGAGGACCGCAUGCAAAUUAUCAGCUGAAAACCACUUCCGACAGGAGUGUGCUCAAUGGUCCUUACUCACCGGGCUUACUAAUUUCCAAGGAUUCUAAAAGACGUCUUUCAUACCAUUCUGUACUAGUGCACAAGAUUCUAGACCUGUCCUAGAAAUAGAUUAGAGCUGAUGCCUUGAACAAAAACAACCCAAAGUUCUUUUCCUUCUAUUACGUUCUGGUGAUGGCUUUCAAAAACAAAGGUAAUUUACGUCAGUUGCGAUAGUGAAUAUUCGCCCUAAUUAUAAACGGCUAACCAACCAAUCACUCAAGCGGCCUUAAAAAUUUAAAUUACCUUUAAAAAAAAUAGCACUUUCUUUACUAACUAAUAACACUGAAUACUCCGGAAAAUUGACAACAAGCUUUGAUUAACCGGCUUGCGGUAGAAAUUUUCUAUCGAUUAACGGGUAACAUCUAACCUCGCUCGAAUCCCGGCCAGGGAUUAAGGCUUAAGGCUUUCUUUUCGCAACUGCAUAAUUAGCGUAUUUACAUUGUGCACCUGUGAUGACCUGCGAUGAUCUUCUCUGCAGUUAUUUCUUCAUCGCGCGGCUCAAAUAUAUGAAAUUUAUAUCUUCAUCAUUUCAGAGACUAUUAUUGUGCAUGCGAUUCUGAUUAUUAUGAUGAUGAUGAUAAUCAUAAUGUAAUUUUCCUAUCCCAAAGCUUUGUGCUCUGAAAUAUUUCAUCAAAAUUUCCAAGCAGUUUUUGUAUUAUUGUUUAAUUAUCAAGUUAAAAUUUUUUUACCAGGGAAGGGACAGAGAAGUUGCAUGAUUUGCAUUACUUGGAGGCCAUCCACUCCUCCCUCCUCCUCCCUUUACGGGGUUCGCAUACCAGUCUUGAAAAGUCCUUGAAUUUUAGGGGGAGUCCUUGAAAAGUCCUUGAAUUCCAUUUUUCCUUGAAAAGUCUUUAAAUUUCUGUGCAAAUCCUUGAAAUGUCCUUGAAUUUUCUUCAGCUCCGAAAGUAGUGGCCUGAAAAGUGUUUUUUUUUCAAUGCUUUUUGGUUAUCCAAGACAAGAUACAAAUUCUAGCUCAGAGAAGUUAAAGAUUUUAUAGAAAAAUGUAAAGGAGUUAGUGGAGGAAACAGUUCAAGCCUUAAAGUUCUGUGAGGAUGGACUGUGAAUAUGCACUUUUGUACAACCUGUGAAAUUACAUUACUAUAGGUGGUCCUUGAAAAGUUCUUAAAAAAUGGUUGCAAUUGUUUGUAUGAGUCCUCAUUUAGCUGAGUCAGUCUGAUCUUGGGGUCUGUUCACUAAGUAAUCAUAACUUCUCAAAACGCAACUUACAAAUAAACUGGAAACUUGUCUUCUUAUUGUAUUGUAGCUCGAGUUUACUGAUGUGAUUGGUGAACCUCACGGUUUUCGUUCCCACGACUGUGUUUACAGCUACGCCUUUCGGACGUAUAACUGGGCCAAAAAAUGCUGCUAUUUAUUCCUGUCGCUCCUGUGUGGGGGUCCCCUGGCGCUCUGUUGCGGUUGUUACUUUGCUUGUCUUGGUUUUGAGUACAUCUGGUGUAUAACUCCGUGCACAAGGGCGCUGCGAAUGCAUAUAGAGUUCGUAGGGGAGAUAUUUGGCUACUUCAUCAAGGAGUUCUGCAAUCCUUGCUUUGAGUCGAUUGGAAAGAUUUUCUCAGGAAUUAAAGUUAAAGACGUCACCGAAACGGUUUGA